Molecule: messenger RNA, 1804 nt
Organism: Oryza brachyantha (malo sina)
Lineage: Eukaryota; Viridiplantae; Streptophyta; Magnoliopsida; Poales; Poaceae
Product: transcription factor bHLH144-like
Exons: 3
Coding region: 393-1145 (250 amino acids)
Molecular function (GO): protein dimerization activity
Source: RefSeq, a predicted model, not a curated record
CUGCACUCUCCCCCGUCUUUCUCUCCGUUGAUCAUCGGCGAUGCCAUGGUCGUCUUCGUAUAAGAGCUAAUCUAGCUGCUCCCUCGAUCGAUCGGCCAACGUGGUGGUGGCGAUGGUCUCGCCUGAGAAUGUGCAUUGGCUUCCACGGGAGUACGGGGGUUCCUAGCAAAGCGUGCACUGAGGCGGUGAUGAGAAGUGGCGCCAUCACGUACUACCACACGCUGACCAGGGUUUGCUAGGUGCUCGAUCAUUGCAUGCUGAGUACUUCCAUCACCUUCUCAAGCUUGUGACGUAGAUUGACCAGUACAUAAACCCCCUCUCCUCUCCCUUCCUUCCCCCGACGACCGAGCAGAGGAGAAACACACAGAGGAGACCAAGUUUGGAAGUGAGUGAUGCAGGGAGACCACGGGUAUUACGGUGGCAGGGACUCGCCGCCCCAGGGAUAUGGGUAUGGCAGCUACGGCUACGGCAGCGGCUAUGGCUACGACGCUGGAGGGUCGUACUACUCCAAUGACGGGUACCCGGCUGCGGUGGCAGCGGCGUACGAGGACCCGAUGGUUGGGAGGAGGACGCAUGACUUCCUAGCGCCGAUGAACGAGCUGGAGUUCCAGCCGUCGGCGACGUGCCCCAAGAAUUACGUCAUCUUCGACCAGACGUGCACCAAGAGCCGGGUCAUGUUCCACCCCUCGCUGGCCCACAAGUUCGGCGGCGGAUCAUCGGCGUACGACAACAACAACGCGUACGGUGGCGGCGACGCGCAUGACGCUAGGAAGGGAGCGUACAGGGACAACGUCGAGUACGACGACAGCUGCUCGGUGCGGCAGAAGGAGGACAUGGACGAAAUCGACGCGCUGCUCAGCUCGGAGGACGGCGACGAGGACGACGUGGUGACCACGGGGCGCACGCCGGGGUACCGGGACAGCAGCUCCCCAGACUCGACGUGCUCUUCCAGCUACGGUGGCGGCGAGCAGGCGAGGCCCCGGCACAAGAAGAAGCGCAUGAAGAAGAUGGUGCGCACGCUCAAGGGCAUCUUCCCCGGCGGCAACCAGCUGGACACCCCCGCCGUGCUCAACGAGGCCGUCCGGUACCUCAAGUCGCUGAAGGUGGAGGUCAAGAAGCCCGGCGUGCGCGGCUCCGACAACUGAUCACCACUAUCAUCAUCAUCAUCGACGACGACGAUGACUACACCGGCGAAAAAAAGGCAGUUGCUACAGCAGCAGCAGCGAUCAAGUACUACUGAAACUAAACACUGCACAACAUGUACCCUACCCCCAUCAUCCAUUUCUCCAUACCUUGGUCAGCAUUGGCAUCGCCAAGCUAAGCUAAGGUAGCUAGCUAGUUGAUGCUCUUGUCGCAGUGCCAUGAUCUGGCCAAACUCUUUUUGUGCGCUCUACUUCAUGGCUAUGGGCUCUAUGUUCCGUCCAUGAUGAGGGAGAGCAUGGAUGGGGCACAGAGGAGAGGCAACGAUCAUCAUCAAUGUGUAUUAGUACUGCUAGCUACUAGUGCUCUGCUUUGGCUAGUGUAGUGUGUAGUAGUGGAGAGAUGAUGGAUAUGGAGAUUUAAGCAGGCAGAGGAGAGGAGCAGAGAGCAUUUUGCAUGUUUGCAAUUUUGCAUGCUUUGGCUUUGUCUACUCUCCUCUUCGCUUGUUGGCUCGUUGCCUUGCUAGCUUUUUUCCCCUUUCUCCCCUGCCAUGUCACUGCUGCAGUGCUGCUGUUGGCACCCGGCACCCCCAAUCUUUUCCUGGAUGAAUUGUCCAUUGAUGAUCCCCUCCUUUUCCCUUUAGCUUGGUAGCUAAAUGCUAUAU